This is a messenger RNA of Linderina pennispora, 216 nucleotides long. RefSeq lists its product as uncharacterized. The transcript has 2 exons. Lineage: Eukaryota; Fungi; Kickxellomycota; Kickxellomycetes; Kickxellales; Kickxellaceae. The coding region runs from base 1 to 216 and encodes 71 amino acids. The record is from RefSeq and is a predicted model, not a curated record.
AUGCACCACUUUCACUUUGGCGACCUUACGAAGGCUGGGUCGGUUGACAUAACCGACGGGAAGAUUACGUGUACGGUGACUAACAACCCGCACAACAAGAUUAGGGAGAAGCAGGCGGCCGACGCAAAGAAGGCGGCUGAGGCCAAGAAUAAAAAGAACGCCGAGCGUUUCCUGGCACUUUACUACGGCCACCGCGAACAUGACAAGCACAAGUAG